Pieris brassicae (large cabbage white) is the source of this 5844-nucleotide messenger RNA. It is a transcript of the gene hwt, whose product is annotated as serine/arginine repetitive matrix protein 1. Lineage: Eukaryota; Metazoa; Arthropoda; Insecta; Lepidoptera; Pieridae. Gene Ontology annotation, molecular function: phosphotyrosine residue binding. The record is from RefSeq and is a predicted model, not a curated record. The transcript is spliced from 8 exons. Bases 350 to 3907 code for a protein of 1185 amino acids.
CCUUAUGUGAUGUCAAAAAACAAGUUAUUCUUUCCUCUCAUUCCAUUAACCUAGUACGUCUUAAUAAGGUAUUAAUUACUAACGCCCUAAUUUGCACGUUACAGUGAAAUAUCCGCAAUCGGUGGCCUGCAGUCCGUGAAUAUCGCGACUCGCGAACAAUGAGUGUCUGAUCAUUCAGUGGCUUGUGACGUUAUUUCUAUUCAUAAAGGCAUGAGGAGUACAUUCAUUCAAGUGUGCUUGAACUAUUGUAAGUAUGUAAAGAACUAUUAUGUUUAACUAUUGACGUGUUCAGUGCUCGCCGUGCGGUUUGACGGCGAAAAUAUAAUGGGAUGACAGGAAAUACAGAUUCAUGGAAAAGGUUUGGCGUCGAGUUGGUCUCCAUUCCUCCCGCAAGAAAAGGGAUGGAAGUGGAACCAGCACAGAAGUGACGUCAUCCGCCCCGCCGGAGGCUGAGUAUCAGAAUAUCCAUACGCUACGAACAGCUGAUUUGAUACGUCAGAGGCAGGGAGAGGAAAAGUCGACUUUGCGGUCGUCGUACAUUAUAAGAAACGGGGAUAACUUUAUUCUCGUUGAGAGAAGACGCCGUAGACGACGCAGAAGUGGUACUAGAGCCUCAUCUGGAGGAAGACAUCAUACACCACCCGUCGAGGAGACAAAUACUCGCACAGAACAAAAGCGGCGCCCUCCUGCAAAGUUGAAAAUUUUUGGAAUUCAAUGGCCUUUACAUUCGAGUGAUUCGAGGCACACUUCAAUUGCUCGACGGUUUUGCCGCGGUCGGCGCUCGCGGGAGGACAACGAACUUUACCGUUCCAACAGCUUUAAGUUCGAGAGGUUUGCUCGGGAACCACCCGCCGACGAGUUUAGAACUAGCUCACAGGCGGCGUUGUGCGCAGAUUACAGCGUGCCGGUUGACUGUGUUGCUGCUGGACCCGCGCCCAGACCGAGUUCCUUCCACGAAAUAUCCGCCCCCAAGGUCGAGUUUUUAGAAGCAUACUGCACACCUCGGGACACGGCCCGUAGAUCACCACAACACAAGCGCCGCUCAAGAGUGCCGCGCCGUUCCCCUGAUACCAAAUGGCGAUACGAUUCCAGACGUCAAAACUACGACUUGGAUAGGCGUUCCUACGAGUACGAAUCCAGGAAAUACUUUGGAAGAGAAUACGAUAAGGAUUCGGGACGCCGAGCUUUCGACGCUGAGUCGGCGAGGCGACGCGCUGACUACGAAUCAGCUAGACGCACAGAUUUUGAUUUAUCCGCACCGGAGUCCAGGCGAAGCCCCGAGAGCGCUCCAGAAGGGUCUGCUGAGUCACCGCCCGAACCAGCACCAUCUGCGCCUUUACGACAGGAAAGGCCCUUAAGACAUCGCUCACAGCCGUAUUACGAGUCUGAAUCAUCUACAGACGAUAGAUCUUCAUCUAGUGAAGAGGAAGAAGAAGACGACGAAUUUGGUGAAUUCGAUCCAUUUGCAACUGCACCGUCCUUACAUUCGCCCGACAGUGGACGCUCUGAUCCACGCUACGCUAACGCCCCUCGCAGAAAUCCUAGUCCAUACUAUUACGGCGAUCUGUUUAAAACCUCUGCACCAGCUCCAGCUCCGGCAGCUGCAGCAUCUUCAACGUCAUCGUCGCGAGGUCCGAGAUACAGAAAGUCAGCCAGCCUUGACGCUCCCCACGUUGCUCAAAGACCAAAUCUGCCAAAACGCUUCUCAGUGGCUGAAGAUGGCUUUCGUGAGCUAGAACGAUCGUCAUCUUCGUCUGGCGAGAGCGCGUGGAUGCCGCCGAGGCGUCGUGGGCGCGACGCGGCCGGCUGCGCGUGCGCCGCGCCCGAACAUGUAGAUGAGCAUCACGCGUCUCGUAGUGUUUUUUAUGUGCCGGCUCCUCUGCCCCGCUGGCCUCAAGAGAUGACCACUCGAAAGAUAUACGAGACCGCUUUUGACUGCAAAAUUGCACGCUCUGAUGACGACUUGGACGAUUUUGAUCGCGUCAGCAACCAUCCGGCCCUAUUACAGGCUGAGGAACGUAAACUUAUUACCUCGGCACAAUCAGCAUUUGAAGCUGUUGAACGCAGUGAGCCUGACUACAAGGGUCGUCGCAAGGUGACCAUGAAAACGGAUAGUGUACGACGUUCCAAGAUACCCACGAUUCGUCAAAAAAGAGAAAAUGAAACAAACACUACCGUAUUAUCCGAAGACUUAGAAAAAUUACACAUUAUAGACGAUGACGAUAGGACAGCGUCUACGUCACAAUUACCUUUAAGAGGUUACACACCGUCACCACCGUCGACAGCGCCACUGCCGACAAAAUUUCAGCAAAAAGAUGGCUCUGCGAUGAAUAGUAUUAAGAGUGCUCCUAAUUUACCGCAAUCCCAGCCGGCUCAUCCACGUUUGAAGGACUUAAGAUUACCUGUAAAAUCACUACGGGCUCGAGACACGCCAACUAGCAGCGACGCUAGCAUGACAGACGCCAAGGCAUCUGUCUCAACUGACCUAGACCUUGGUCAGAGACUCAGGGACUCAUCUCGAGAGUCCCGUGAUGGUGACGAUGAAAGAGGACAGUCAAAAGACGGUAUUUUUUUAGAGAUUAAGGGUCGACCCACUUCCGAUUCAGACACCCCAGAAUUGAAUCGGUACUCAGGGCCAAAGGGGGUCGGCCCUAUAAUGGAGUUUAAAGGCAGGCCCGGUAUAGUGCGCCCUCGUCGAAAGUAUUCCAGCACUGAGAGUAUGGCUACUAGCAGCAGUGGAGGAAGUAUGGAAUCACUGAGAAGCAGCAAUAGCGAAGGUGAUCGAAGUAGUAGUAGUUCUGAAGGCAGACAUUCUUCUUCUCUCAGUUCACACAGCUCGGAUUCUGGAAACGUUCCAUUUGCUAAAUCACACCACAUGCAUUUGACGGGGUUUGGGCAUCAUCCGGCUAAACUGCAUAUUUUAAGCCCUAUAUCUGAUAAGUCUUCACAAGAGCCAGCGUCGGAAACGUCUGAUAACAAUAAAAAUAAUAAUUCACAAAAAGUUUCACCCGAGGACGGCGAAAUAGGAAAUAACACCGUACAAACUACCGUGGAAAUUGUGGCUAAGCCUAAACGACGGGCUUUGCAAAAUCGGAAUUUAUUGAAUCUCACAUUUAGACAUUCGACACCUGGGGAUACUGAGAUUCAAGGCUCCGACAGUGGUAUUUCUAUUCACUCCCGAGAGGGGGUCGAUUCGAGGAACGCUUUCAUCAAUUUUAAAAAUAGCAACACGGAGGAAGUUCGUAAGGAUGAAGCUGUGGACCUAUCCGAUCUUCCAUUCGAUAUGCCAAAACUACGUAGACGGCGGGCCGAGGCCGAAGUUGAUCUACGUACCUUGCCAUUUGAUAUGCCAAAACUACGUCGAAAGUUGCGCGGCCAGUCUUUACAACUAAACAGUGAUUUCGGUGACGCAAUAUCGAACGCUUCAUCCAGCCAAAGUGUUCAAGACUUAAACCGAGAUAAACACCGAGAAAAGCUGACAUUGAAUUUCAAUAGCGGCAGCAGUGGCUCGAACGGAUCUAAAGGAUUACAUUUGAAUUUGGGACCCAUCGCUCCGCCUCGAGAUUUGGUUGAUGCAUCACUUCCACUUGACCGUCAAGGGUGGUAUCAUGGAACGUUGUCGCGCGUGGAAGCUGAGAGUCUGUUGAGAGACGCAGAAGAGGGCGCUUUCUUGGUUCGGAACAGUGAAUCGGCCAAACAUGAUUAUUCCCUUAGUUUAAAAUCGACACGUGGCUUCAUGCACAUGCGUAUAUGUCGCGGGAGCGACGGAUACACCCUGGGUGGGGCUUCGACCGCCUUCCCCACGGUCCCGGCUCUGAUGAGGCAUUACGUCACAGCUCAAAGGCUGCCCGUCAGGGGUGCAGAGCACAUGGCGCUGUCAACCCCACUACCGGCCGUCAUGCUUUGAGGCCUCGAAGCGCGUGGAACUAUCCACUGGAACCAUCCGUUUUUUCCUGGCCUUGAAAACCCAGGAGGUGUCGAUUUCUUUGCGUUCGCUUCGCGUCAAGGCGAGUGUAAAUAAUAAGGUUUUUUGAUACAUUAGAACCUGUCUAGAUGUAGGUUAGUGCCCAGUUAAUACCAAAGACUUAGAUUAGCUUAAGGGGCUUUUGUAUUGCGCUCAUUUUUUUAUGCUAGUCCCGACCGCAGCCUGUAUUAUUUAUUAGUGAUCGUAAUUUAUUUAAUAUCUGUAUAACAUUGUUUGUUGUAGCUUAUCACUAAGAUAUUUUAACGAUACUUAUUCAUUAAGCGAUAAUUUAGCGGUUUUUGUAUAUAACGAAAGGCCUAAGGUUCUGUUAAUGUACUAAAGCACAAAUUACGGAAACGUGAAAUAGACCGUUCGUUGACUCGCCUAUUAAAAGUGAGUCAUAGCUUAAGCUGUCACGACACUAUCGAUUUAAGGUACGAGCCGGUACCUUAUAUUUUGUACUUCAUACAGCGUUGGUACUCUGUUACUUCUAACGGCGAUAUUGACUUUUGCAUUCUCGCGAUAUCCGUGAUGGUCUCGAACGGUAAAACUCAAAAUUGGAUUCGGGAUCGGGAGAUACAGAGUACCGAGGCAGGACUAUUUUGCACCGUAGUUGAUCUAGAUUUUUCACCCACGAGCUUAGGUUUAAGAUGUCUAUGUUGAGGAAGUAGCGACGCGUGUACAACGGACUAUGUUAAUCAAGUAGUUUCGGCACAUGCGCGUGCGAUCAAAUAGAGUGCACAUGUUACGUAACAAACACCUUGACUUAUUUAUAUUUUUUGUUACAUUAGACGUAAGUAGAAAUAUUUAUGGGCCUUGUUAUGAGGUUUUCUUUUGGGUAAAAUGGUCCAAUACAUUAAUCGCAUUUAAGGUUAAAAUUGUUUACUGUGAUUUAAUUUAAUGCUGGAUUAAAAUAUGUUUUGAAAAUCUGGGUUUUAAGGAUUUCAUAAGCAAAGUGAUCUCGAAUUCUUCCUCAGCGAUCCAGUUACCUUAGUUAUAUUUUUGUACCUGAUUUUGACUAACACUUCGUUUGAGACUUAAAAAUACAUUUUAACAUAUUUUUUGUUACGUGUAUAUCGUUAGUAAUAGUUGUAUAUGGGAACGAGCGAAUUUUAUGUAUGUGAGACAUUUUAAUGUGUACCAAGCCACCGCAGUGCAGCUUCUGCAAGCGAAACUAAUUUUAACGUUUGGUGUUUGAUAAAUUUGAGAAUUUAUUUGUAACCAUUAAUUUAUUUACAUGCAAAGAAAUGGACGAUCUCAAAGUAACAAAUGUUCCGUAUUCCAAACAUAGAAGAUACGCGAACACAUAUUACAAGUUAAUUCUCAAGUUCCUCUACGCCUAAAUUAAACCGUUUUAACUUAGUAGCGUGAGGAAAUUACAGUAAAAAUAUUACAAAUGAAUGAUAAUAGGGCGGAUUCAUGUAUGUGCAGUUGUAUAAAAAAUUAAUGAUUAUAGAACUCCUGAACUCCUACUCUUAAAACAAAAGAGGAUUGGAGUAAUUUUUAACUCCUGCAAAUACUGAAUCUAUAAAUCAAGAGAAUCGUCGGCUAAUAAAUUUCGGACCGUUAAUUUGUAUACAUUAUAUUAAUUGUCACUAUAUAAGGGUGGUUGUUGUAAAAUGAUUAAUACUUAUCAAAGUUUCGGUAUAUUUUUUUAUUGUACAUUCCUCAUGUAUUUAAUAUUUAACGUAGUAAGUAUAUAAUGGAAUGAAUACUUAGUAUGGAAAAUCUCUUGGAAGUCUUAAAACGUGUCAAAAUUUUUUCAUUAAACAUUAGGUUUCGGUCAAAUGUUAGGUAAUGUUAUAGCUUAUAGUAGUUAUAAUCAAUACAGUUUGAAGGUGUAGUUUGAAAUGAAUGACGUAAUAAAGUCUUAAAAAAUA